AUGUCUACUCCGACGUUCCCUCUCUUCGACCUCCCAGAGGAGCUCAUCCUCAGCGUCCUAGAUUUCAGCGAACCCCGCGAUCUCGCGGCUUUUAUCAGAGCGUCCCAUGAAUCCCGGCGAAUCGGUCACUCUGCCCUCUAUUCUAGCUGCCGACCCAUCAUGGAAAAGCAAAAGGCCUUCCUCUGGGCCGCUGAGAACAAUCAGCCGAAGCUCCUUGAGUAUCUUACUAGGGAUAUCCUCCCAAUCAUUAAGAAAGACGAAUCCUUUAGAAACAUUGCACUUCUCAACGCUGCCCGCAGUGGCUGCUGCGAAGUAGCCACCCUCCUGCUCGACAACGGAGCCAAGCCCUACAUGGACCCCUUCAUGGAAGCCGUCAGCAAGGAUAAGCUGGAAGUCAUCAAGCUCUUUGUCACCCGCGGGGCGAAGAUCGAGCAGUUCCCCAAUCAUCCGAUAGACCACGGGAUUUAUGUCCGCCUGGGCAAAGACAACAUCCUACACUUUGCAGCGAUGGAGGGCGCAGCCAGCGUCGUGGAAUACAUCCUAUCCUCCGACUUCGGCCUGAACAUCAACAGCGUUGACCCCUUCAACUACACGCCCCUCAUGAAAGCCGUCCAGGGGUCCCACGCCACCACCGUCGCCAUCCUCCUCAAGCACGCCGCAGACACAGAGAUCCCCACAGCCGGAGGCCUUACGCCCCUGUCGUACGCCGCCGCACAAAAACCCACCGGGAUAGUCAAACAGCUUCUUGACGCGGGCGCCAACAUCCACGUUUGCCAGGGAGGCGAAAGCCCGCUCGUCAGCGCCGUUAUAUGGAACGCGAUGUACCACCCCAACGCGGGCAGCGACAGGAUCGCAGAUUCCCACCGCGCCCACGCCACAAUCCGGCUUCUCCUCGACCGCGGCGUAGACAUCAACCACCCCCGAUCCUUCCGCCACAAGAAGGAUACGGCGCUGCACCUUGCCGCCGCCGCAGGCGACGCCGACAUGGUCCGCCUCUUACUUUCAUACAAGCCCAGCCUCGACGUCACCGACACCCUCGGCGCAACGCCCCUGGCCUACGCGACGCGGUUCCCGGCUGUCGUCGAGCUGCUCCUUGACGCGGGGGCCUCGCUCUGCAGCGCCGACACGCCCGGCACAAACUACCCGCUUUGCAUGGCCGUUGUUAAGAAACACACGGCCUCCGCGCGGCUGCUGAUUGCGCGGCGGCCCGAGGGCAUCGACGGGACGGACCCGAUGGGGCGCUCGCCGCUGGCGCUUGCGGCGUGCUGGAACCGCAGGAAAUUGAUGGGGAUGCUUGUCAAGGCCGGCGCGGAUCUUGACAAGCGGGACUGCGUUGGUAGGACACCUCGUUUUGAGUUUAUCCACGCCUCAUCAGAAUUCCUCGGGUGUGCGGACAAGAAGAGGCUUUAUCCUAAGGACCUGUAUGGCCGCUGGAAAUCAAUCAUGGAGAAGAAUGACAUUCAUGAUUACACUAACGACGAUAGCAGUGAUGACGAAUAG
Aspergillus mulundensis is the source of this 1500-nucleotide messenger RNA. Its product is annotated as ankyrin repeat domain-containing protein. NCBI's taxonomy places the organism in Eukaryota, Fungi, Ascomycota, Eurotiomycetes, Eurotiales, Aspergillaceae. Gene Ontology annotation, molecular function: protein binding; RNA nuclease activity; RNA binding. The record is from RefSeq and is a predicted model, not a curated record. The coding region runs from base 1 to 1500 and encodes 499 amino acids. Gene Ontology annotation, biological process: RNA processing. The transcript has a single exon.